GAGUCGCCAUGAUUCUCCCGCUCCAGACAGAUGCAGGUUAAGAUCCUCCCUGUCUUGGAACAGGAGAGUGAGCUGCCUAGUCUAUGUCAACUUUACACAGGCUGUUUAUCUGAAUGGAGCGAACCUCAGGAAAGCAGGCUGAACACACCCUGGGGAGCAACCCAGCAAGCCAGACGUGCUAGAGGCCCCUCUAUGGUAUCUGCAUCAGCUUCUGUUCCCAGAUACCCGCCCUGUUUGAGUUCCUGUCCUGACUUCCUUUGAAGAUGAAGAGCAAUGUGGAAGUGAGCUUCCCUGGGAGAUGGAAUGUUUCAAUCUUAGAGGAAACUGCUACAGAGCAGGUAUCCAGCCAUCUUACACCCCACCAUCAGAGUCAGAAGAACCCAACACACGCAUGCAGGGAGGCGGCCUCAGCGGUGAGCAACGCAGCCAUGGCCAAGAUUAAGGCUCGGGACCUGCGCGGCAAGAAGAAGGAGGAGCUGCUAAAACAACUGGAUGAUUUGAAAGUGGAGCUAUCCCAGCUUCACGUCGCCAAGGUGACAGGCGGCGCCGCGUCCAAGCUCUCCAAGAUACGAGUUGUCCGUAAAUCCAUCGCCCGUGUUCUCACUGUCAUUAACCAGACUCAAAAGGAAAACCUCAGGAAAUUCUACAAGGGCAAGAAGUACAAGCCUCUGGACCUACGACCCAAGAAAACUAGAGCCAUGCGCCGGCGGCUCACCAAGCACGAGGAGAAGCUGAAGACAAAGAAGCAGCAGCGGAAGGAGAGGCUGUACCCGCUACGCAAGUAUGCGGUCAAGGCCUAAUGGAAGGGCAAUAAAGUGCAAGACUGG
Alexandromys fortis (reed vole) is the source of this 827-nucleotide messenger RNA. RefSeq names its product 60S ribosomal protein L35-like. Lineage: Eukaryota; Metazoa; Chordata; Mammalia; Rodentia; Cricetidae. The coding region runs from base 264 to 800 and encodes 178 amino acids. The transcript has 5 exons. The record is from RefSeq and is a predicted model, not a curated record. Gene Ontology annotation, molecular function: structural constituent of ribosome; mRNA binding. Gene Ontology annotation, biological process: maturation of LSU-rRNA from tricistronic rRNA transcript (SSU-rRNA, 5.8S rRNA, LSU-rRNA); translation. Gene Ontology annotation, cellular component: cytosolic large ribosomal subunit; ribosome.